Cinclus cinclus is the source of this 1612-nucleotide messenger RNA. It is a transcript of the gene EIF3E, whose product is annotated as eukaryotic translation initiation factor 3 subunit E. Gene Ontology annotation, molecular function: translation initiation factor activity. Gene Ontology annotation, biological process: translational initiation. Bases 29 to 1489 code for a protein of 486 amino acids. The record is from RefSeq and is a predicted model, not a curated record. Gene Ontology annotation, cellular component: nucleus; eukaryotic translation initiation factor 3 complex; cytoplasm. NCBI's taxonomy places the organism in Eukaryota, Metazoa, Chordata, Aves, Passeriformes, Cinclidae. The transcript has 15 exons.
UCUGCCUCUCCUCUCUCCCGGCGCCAAGAUGGCGGAGUACGACCUGACCACCAGGAUCGCGCACUUCUUGGAUCGGCACUUGGUCUUCCCGCUGCUGGAAUUUCUCUCCGUCAAGGAGAUAUACAAUGAAAAAGAGCUGCUGCAAGGAAAACUGGAUCUCCUUAGUGAUACCAACAUGGUGGAUUUUGCUAUGGAUGUGUACAAAAAUCUUUAUUCUGAUGAAAUUCCUCAUGAUCAACUUACAAUUACACACCCAGGAGAUGUCGCAGGAAAACAUUUUCGUGUUCUUACUUUGCGUGAGAAAAGAACAACUGUUGUUGCACAGCUGAAGCAGCUUCAAGCUGAAACGGAGCCCAUAGUCAAGAUGUUUGAGGAUCCAGAGACUACGAGGCAAAUGCAGUCCACUAGAGAUGGUCGGAUGCUGUUUGACUAUUUAGCUGAGAAGCAUGGGUUUAGGCAGGAGUACCUAGAUACACUCUACAGGUAUGCAAAAUUCCAGUACGAAUGUGGUAACUACUCAGGAGCUGCAGAAUAUCUCUACUUCUUUAGAGUUCUGGUUCCAGCAACAGACAGAAAUGCUUUGAGUUCUCUUUGGGGAAAACUGGCAUCUGAAAUCCUGAUGCAAAAUUGGGAUGCAGCUAUGGAAGACCUCACAAGGCUAAAGGAGACAAUAGAUAAUAAUUCUGUCAGCUCUCCGCUGCAGUCUCUUCAGCAAAGAACAUGGCUCAUCCACUGGUCUUUGUUCGUGUUUUUUAAUCAUCCUAAAGGGAGAGACAACAUCAUUGACCUUUUUCUCUAUCAGCCACAGUAUCUCAAUGCAAUUCAGACAAUGUGCCCGCAUAUCCUCAGAUAUUUGACUACUGCAGUCAUAACAAAUAAGGAUGUUCGUAAACGUAGACAAGUGCUGAAAGAUCUAGUCAAGGUUAUUCAGCAGGAGUCCUACACGUACAGGGACCCUAUCACAGAGUUUGUGGAAUGCUUGUAUGUUAACUUUGAUUUUGAUGGAGCGCAGAAGAAGCUGAGAGAGUGUGAAACAGUGCUUGUGAAUGAUUUCUUCUUAGUGGCAUGCCUUGAGGACUUCAUUGAGAACGCCCGUCUCUUUAUAUUUGAGACUUUCUGUCGCAUCCAUCAGUGCAUCAGCAUUGGGCUGCUGGGGGGGGUCCAUGGAGGUCCGAUGCUCCGACCUGGGAAACGACCAGUGAUCAACUCUUGUAUGUUGGCAGAUAAACUGAAUAUGACUCCUGAAGAAGCUGAAAGAUGGAUUGUCAAUCUAAUUCGAAAUGCACGAUUAGAUGCCAAAUUGGAUUCAAAGCUGGGCCAUGUAGUUAUGGGCAACAAUGCAGUCUCACCUUAUCAACAAGUGAUUGAAAAGACCAAAAGCCUGUCUUUUCGUAGUCAGAUGUUGGCCAUGAACAUUGAAAAGAAACUGAAUCAGAGUGGUAGAUCUGAGGCACCUAACUGGGCUACUCAAGACUCUGGAUUCUAUUGAAACACUUCUACAUUGGGGACAAAUCUGUUUAUUUGGCUAAAAAGCACAUAAAUAUGUAACCUUUUUGAGAAAAGUAAUUAUAUGUUAGAACUAACCUUAUUUGAAUAAAAUUGGCUACUUUUA